AAGGAAAGAGCAUGCAAAAUAUCUCACGUCACGUCUACAAUCGCUGAAAUAUCUCCCUUAUCUUCUUGUUCCCAAUUAAACAGCCAGCUCUCUCUCUUUCCAAUUAAGCAGAACGGCUGGAGCGAGAAAAUGCAAUCUGCAGGCUGCAGUCUCGCAACAGCAUACGCAACUCCCGCCACUUCCGCUUCGUUAAUCGCAACAAAGAAUCGAAACCCUAAAUGCUUUAGCUUUUCCACCUUCUGCAAGGCUAAGGCUAAUAAUUCAUUGGCAGAGUUGUCUGAGGAGGUGAAUGAUAUUUACGAACUUUUGGGAGUUGAAAGCAAUUCUCCGCAAUCCGAGAUUAAGUCAGCUUACAGGGCCCUCCAGAAGCGGUGCCACCCCGACAUCGCCGGCCCCGCGGGACACGACAUGGCUAUCAUUCUCAAUCAGGCUUAUUCGCUUCUCUCCGAUCCCAUUUCUCGCUCCGCUUACGAUAAGGAGAGAGCGAAGGUUGCGGAGUUGCGAGGCUACACCGGCAAGCCGAUAUAUUCUGUGUGGUUAGGAGCGGAGACUGAACAAAGGGCGGUGUUCGUGGACGAAGUCAAAUGUGUCGGGUGCUUGAAAUGUGCUUUGCUUGCUCAAAACACGUUUGCAGUCGAGUCUGUUUAUGGAAGAGCUCGAGUUGUUGCUCAGUGGGCUGAUACUCAUUCCACCAUUCAAGAGGCUAUUGAUGCCUGCCCAGUCGAUUGCAUCUCGAUUGUGGAGAGAUCCAACUUGGCUGCCUUAGAAUUCCUAAUGUCAAAGCAACCUCGGGGAAAUGUAAGAGUUGGAGCAGGCAAUACUGUUGGCACACGUGUCUCAAAUAUCUUUGUUGAUGUGGAUAAAUUCCAGGCAAGAUUCCGAGAGGUCACGAAUAAAGCUUCCACAAAACGGUCCAAGAGCUUUGAAGAUAUUAAUAAGAUGGAGUUUGCAUUGCUAGUUGACUCAAACUGUAAUAAAUUAGAAGUUCAGGGGCAAAGUAAAACUCCCCCAGUGCCCAAAGAAUCAGAUUCCCAAAGACAAGCUAGAAGAUCAACCAUUGAAGCCAUCAAGUCAAUCUCAAAUUGGAUAAAAUACUGGCAAAUACCCAGACCUAGUACACCAUCGUCACCAGUGGAACAAAGCAGAGGUGAGAAUUUGAAGUAUUUGAUAGCUGCCAGAGCGGGGGGCGACAGAUCUGAGGAACCAAGCAACACUAGCAAUAUCAGUAUCAACAAGCUCCAGGAAGCUGCUGCAGCUAGAAAACACGCAAGAGAGAAUCCCCAACUGACUACUACAAGCAGAAGAAGCGUCUCUUCAAAUUACAAUGUAUCCACCAAUGGUGAUGAGUAUUGGACUCCAUCACAAAUUCUAGUUCUCCCAGAGGACUCGAGCAUGGAAGAUAUUUCGGGCUCCAGGCGUAAGCCAGUACUUCAGGUUCGGACAAUAAGAGAGAUUUUGUAG
Thlaspi arvense is the source of this 1461-nucleotide messenger RNA. The record is from the annotation of a GenBank genome assembly. NCBI's taxonomy places the organism in Eukaryota, Viridiplantae, Streptophyta, Magnoliopsida, Brassicales, Brassicaceae.